AGGCGGCGGGGAGGGAGCAGAGAGCUGAUUUUUAUUUCCUACUGGAUCGUGAAAGGGGAGGAGGAGGCAUGGAGAACGAGUUAUUCUGGUAACAGCGCAGAGCUUGUCUGACAUCGCGUCUCUGAAGGCUUCCGGCGCAAAGUAAAUCUGUUUGCGCGUCGAGAGGAAGAGAGCCUCGGUCAGUUCCCGGCUGCAAUCCUCGUCGGCUGGACAUGAAAGUGCAGCACGGCUGCAACUCAUCAGACAUGGGCAUCCCGGUUAGGACCGAAGAAGAGCUGCGCAAGAACACAGUUAUAACACCAGAGGAUGUGCUGGGACUGCAGAAGAUCACAGAGAAUUACCUUUGUGCUCCAGAGGAAAAUGUCCACAUGAUUGACUUCACCCGGUUUAAAAUCCGUGACAUGGAAACAGGGACAGUCCUGUUUGAGAUCACCAAACCUCCAACACCAGGCGGUUUAAAGCAAUGUGACCCCAACACCGGCCGAUUUGUUCGAUACCAGUUCACCCCAGCUUUCCUCCAACUACGACAAGUUGGAGCCACAGUGGAGUUCACAGUCGGAGACACCCCCAUCAACAACUUCCGUAUGAUCGAGAGACACUACUUCCGCGACAAGCUGCUAAAGAGCUUCGACUUCGAGUUCGGCUUCUGCAUGCCCAGCAGCAAGAACACCUGCGAACACAUUUACGAGUUCCCCACGUUGUCCGAGGAAACCAUGCGUGAGAUGAUCCAGCACCCUUACGAGACGCAAUCCGACAGUUUCUACUUUGUGGACAACAAGCUGGUGAUGCACAACAAGGCAGAUUAUUCCUACUGUGGCGGGCCGUAGGAAGACCAUCUCCGCUCCUCUGAUUCGAGACAUUUUCAGGACCAGAAACACAUGAACUGAUGGACAAAUCACUGGCUUUAGAUACUCAUUUAUCGCCCCUGUUAGCUCCACACAUUCCCACUCAGGCACUUAGCCGUCUGGACAAUCAGAUUCCUUUUCGGGAGGAGCAGUAAAGUCUGCCAGUUCGCAUCAGAGUACACGGAUGGAAGCGUGUGGGCAGCACAAACAUGCCGCUGAUUUCAGUCCGCAUGUGUGAGCUCAGCUUCAUCGGGAAAAGAGAAGACAUUUUUUUUUUUUCUGUUCUUGUUUUAUUUUUGUGUUAGUUGGUGGCUGGAAAUUAAGCAAAACCCCACUAUGUAAGCCCAAGAAAUAACACGGUUCAUUUUUUAUGGCAUUUUACAAAUUUACUACAUUUCUAUAGGAUUGAGCAACAACAAUAGUACAUGAAAUGGACUGAAGAAAGAGAGAGAGA
Molecule: messenger RNA, 1299 nt
Organism: Poecilia latipinna (sailfin molly)
Lineage: Eukaryota; Metazoa; Chordata; Actinopteri; Cyprinodontiformes; Poeciliidae
Gene: unc119a1
Product: unc-119 lipid binding chaperone a1
Exons: 5
Coding region: 213-827 (204 amino acids)
Biological process (GO): lipoprotein transport; negative regulation of caveolin-mediated endocytosis; nervous system development
Cellular component (GO): spindle pole; spindle midzone; centrosome
Molecular function (GO): lipid binding
Source: RefSeq, a predicted model, not a curated record